UGUUAAAGCGCUGUAUUAAUUGCAGUUGAACGGCAGUGUGGACCGGUUCGGUUCGGUUCGGUGUAGUGCGCUGUUGUUGUGCGAUGAGGAGCCGUUUGUAAAUAAAGCGCCGGUUUCCCAAGAGCUCGUGUUGCGUUUCGGUGGUGACGUGUGUCUCCAGAGCCCACCCGCUUUGCGACACUGCACAGCACAACAACACGGAGCCGGGGCGAGACCGAGCCAAGGAGGCACCCGUCGCCCAAAUCCAUCAUCGCUAUGGGAAUUACAGCACCAGCGCACAGCGAAAGGCUUCUGACGGUUCCCAGCUCGUCCAUCUCCCUCAGACUCAGUAUAAAAAGGGGAAUGGAGUUACUAGCACUUGCCAGAAACUGUCUAGUCAGGAAGCGGUGCAUAAUGCAGAGCUCGUGCUGAUCCUGAGGUGUUCCUCCUUCAUUAGGGAAAGGUCUCUCUCUCUCUCUCUCUCUCUCUCUCUCUCUCUCUCUCUCUCUCUCUCUCUGUCUCUCUCUGGACCUGGCCAUAUUCUCCUCAGAACUGUUGGAGUCUACGGAGCUAAAACAAGAACAACAAACAAACAAACAAACAAAAGACAACAAUGUCCGUCACUUGGACGCUAACGCUUCUCUAUACUCUGCUUGGUGACAUCUUGGUCCAGGCUUUAACCUCCAGCUCCGGCACAGAGGGCUCUCUAUCCUCCCGUCACUAUCGCCACAUCGACCCUGCCACCGGUAGCCAGCUUAUGUGCGACAAGUGUCCAGCGGGCACGUACGUGUCAUCUCACUGUACCAAUAGCACUGUGCGAGAGUGCACCGAGUGCCCAGGAGGCACAUUCACACGGGGUGAGAACGGUGUUCAGCAGUGCCACCGCUGCCGAAGCCACUGCCAAGCUCCUUUAGUCGAGAAAUCUCCUUGCACAGCUACUACGGACCGCACGUGUGUGUGCCCGCCUGGCACUUCCGCCGAGCACGUGGAGUGCCUCCACCACCCUCUGUGCCUGCCUGGUUGGGGUGUGCGGAAACAGGGGAGCAAGUUAGAGGACGUGCGCUGCCGCAGAUGUCCGCGUGGCACCUUCUCUAACGUGCCGUCUCGUGUGCUGAGGUGCCGAACGCACACCGACUGCCAGGCGCUAGGAAUGCUGCUGUUGCUCGACGGCACCGACAAGACGGACAGUGUGUGUGGAACCUCGUCGUUAGGCCCGGUCUCGUCAUCCUCACACAGCAGCGACCCCGCACUCGGAGCAGCUGCAGAAUUAACAACUCCACAGACUACCCUAGUCAUGUCGGACAUUCUGACCCCCACAAGCCCCUCGGAUGAAGCAGUAGUCCUGAAUUCUCCCACACCGGAUCCCGUGCCAUCAUGGAAUCUCCUGCCGGCGAAUCAGCGAGCUCUAUCGGAAAAGAAGAACCAGGGUUUGUCCUACAGACCCAUCAGGAGAGGCUCGCCUCGGCCAAGCAUGCACAAGCACUUUGACAUCAACGAGCACCUGCCCUGGAUGAUCGUGCUGCUCCUGUUGCUGUUUCUCGUGGUGAUUGUGGUGUGCAGUGUUAAACGCAGCUCACGGCUGAUAAAGAAAGGGCCCAGGCAGGACCCCAGCAGCAUCAUGGAGAAAGCCAUUCACACCAAGCCCAGCUCUCCUGCCGGGAACAGCAAGGAGAAGUGGAUCUACUACUCCAACUGCCAGGGUGUUGAUAUUCUAAAAUUGGUGGCAGCCCAGAUUGGCAGCCAGUGGAUCGACAUGUACCAAUCCCUGGCUAAUGCUAACGAGCGGGAAGUGGCUGCCUUCUCCAAAGGCUACACCGCUGACCAUGAGAGGGCAUACGCCGCCUUGCAGCACUGGACCAUCUGCGAUAGUGAUGCCAACCUGGCCAAGCUGAUAAACGCCCUCCAUCAUCACCGGCGCAUCGAUGUGGUCGAGAAGAUCCGCGGUGUCAUGGAAGACAACCCUCAGUUUGAUCUGAACCAGUUGACGAUGUCUGUGAAUGUAAGCCAAGGCGCCAGCCCCAGCCAUAAGCCUCUGGAUGCACUGGGAUUGGUAGUGGAGCACUCUCCACUGGACCGCACCAAAGGCUUCUUCCCCGACGAGUCUGAGCCGCUGCUGCGCUGCGACUCCACCUCCAGCAAAGACUCCGCCCUGAGCCGCACAGGCUCUUUCAUUACCAAAGAGAAGAAGGACACAGUUUUGCGGCAGGUGCGCCUCGACCCAUGCGACCUACAGCCCAUUUUCGAUGACAUGCUGCACAUCCUUAACCCAGACGAGCUGCACGUGAUCGAGGAGAUACCUACGGCCGAGGACAAGCUGGAUCGUCUGUUUGAGAUCGCCGGAGUCAAGAGCCAAGAGGCCAGCCAGACGCUGCUCGACUCCGUGUACAGCCACUUGCCUGAUCUCCUAUAGACGCGUCUCUGUUCGUUGCUGCUAACAGACAUCGAAUGAACAAGACGGAGAGCAAGAGAAGGACAGACAAACAACCGUGCACAAUCCGUCACGUCCUUCUGGAAAAGUCACACAAGGGUCGCUAAGCAUAUUAAAAGCCAUUGCUAGCCAAAUGUAGCUUUCGUGCGUUGUCCUCGUUACACUUUGGAGCGUCUUUUUUGUUUGUUUGAUUAUAGUCCUAAAUUCAUAUUGCUGUAACAUUCCAGCAUCUUUACUAGUCAACAAUGUCUGAAACUAAUGCACAUUAAUUGAGUGAUUGACACUUUAGUUAGGCUCAAGCUUAGAUCCUACAGCAUUCUGCCAGAAUGUGCUGCAACCCCAAUUCAGUACAAGUUGGGACAGUAUUGCAUAGCUUUUUUGAAAAUAAACAUUUACUUAUUUAUAAUUGAUGGAUGCAGCACGUUCCAAAAAAAGUUGGGACGGGGCGAAUUAGGACUCGUAGCGAUGUGAGAAGUUGAAAUAAGAAGGUGAUGUGAAACAGGUGAGGUGAUCGUAUAAUCAUAGAAUAUAAGGAGCCUCCAGAAAAGGCCGAGUCCUUCAAGAGCGAGGACGGGUCGAGGCUCGCCAAUAUGCCCACAGAUGUGUCGGCGAAUAAUCCAAAACUUUGAGAAGAACAUUCCCCAAAAACACAUCGGUAGGAUUUUGGGCGUUUCACCUUCUACAGCGCACAAUAUAAGUAAAAUAUUCAACGAAUCCGGUCGAAUCUCGGUGCGUAAAGGGCGAGGCUGAAAACCGCUUCUGAAUACGCAUGAUCUCCGAUCCCUCAGACGUCACUGUCUUAAAAACCGUCAGUGGGGGCGUGUCAGUGCCUAUGGUAUUUGGGUGUGUCAGUGCCUGUGGUAUGGGGGUGUGUCAGCACCCAUGGCAUGGGUAACUCACACAUCUGUGAGGGCAGCAUUAAUGCAGAAAGAUAUGUACACAUUUUGGAGCAACAUACGCGUCCAUCCAGAGCAGGACAACGCCAAACCACAUUCGGCCCGGACUACAAGCGCAUGGUUGCGUAAGCAGAGAGUGCGGGUGCGAGCAUGGCCUGCUGCAGUCCUGACCGGUCUCCCAUUGAGAACGUGUAGCGCAUUAUGAAACGCAAAAUAAGGCAACGAAGUCCCUGUAGAGUUACACAGCUGAAGAAAUGCAUGAUGGACGAAUGGGGAAAAUUCCGCUCGCUAAACUUAAACACCUGGUGUCUUCACUCAGCGUCCAAAUGCUAAAUAAGUGUUAUUGAAAGAAAAGCUGAUGUUACACAGCGCUAAACAGUCGACUGUCCCAACUUUUUUGGAGUGUGCUUCAGUCAUCAGAUUUGAAAUGAGUGUAUAUUUUCAAAAAGAAAUUAAAUUCACAAAGUAAAACAUCAAAUAAUGUGUUAAUAAUGUGUUUUUGGUAUAGUACAGCGUGAGCUGAAUUUUCUAAUGAGUCUUUUUGGGUUUUUUUGUUCUUUCCAUUUUCCGUACUGUCCCAACAUUUUCAGAAUUGGGGUUGUACCUUAAACCCCGUUUUUUCUCUGCAUUUAUUAUGAAUACUGCGAUUUGUAUAAGAAGGAUUUCCAAUGUGAAUGUAUGGGCAUUGAACAGCAGCUACUGGCUGCCACGUCACAACCUCACGUGACUAAAGUUAUGCACUCUACUUGAAUUGGUCUAUCAACCUGUGGAUACACUUCUCCAGGAAAUGAACCACAAACAUGCUUGAUAGAUUAAUUAAGAAUAGAAGAAGCAACACUUACUGGGCUGACUUGCUGUUUGGAAAGAUCCAGGAGGCCAGUUACACCCUACUGAAUUCUGACUACAGAUAAAAGGAGCAAAUAAACACGUACACAUGCACAGUCCCUGAAAACCUGCCAUGUUGUCUGUCUGCGGUCACGCCGGGGGUCUCUACACUGCUACUCCACCGUAACCUUCACGCCUGGUCCGUACACUGUACCACCUGUUAAACCGCAGUAUGUCCAGGGUCUGAGUCAAAGCAUUCAUGGUUAACCCUAACCCCUGAUUCUACACCGUUCUCCCACAAUGCCGCUGCAGCUGCGUAGAACGAGUUGAAUUGAAAGGGUCAUGACUGAAGACUUGGAUGUUUUUAAUAUCCUGCUCGAGUUGGUCUCUCGAUGUGUAGAUGUGCUGAUAAACACCAACCGUACGUUGAUCCUCUUAAUCCAGCCCCCAGUUCAGAAGACGCAGAAGCAACGCUGGGACCUGAAAGUUUGUACGCCCAUAGAAAGUAGUUUUGUUGAUUAUAUUUCAGUACAUAUGUCGUAUGCGGAAUCUUAUCUAUUAAUCUAAAUGAUCAUACCUCCUAACAUCUGAUGACCUGGUGCACAGGGCUACGUGACCUUCAGGUGACUGUCAAGGUGAAGUACGCUUUGUGGAAGCGUUGAAGACUUCCGCUGGAUGAUAAUCAAUGGAUAGAAGUGCAAGCAUAGUAUCAAACGGUGUCAAAAGUAGAGUAUGAACAUCAUAUUCCAGUCACGGGUUUAAAACAUGUAACCAGUAUAUUUACAGGUAUGUAAGACAGGAGAUUGAUGACUGACCGAUUAAAAUGAAAACGUUUGUUACUGUA
Messenger RNA from Ictalurus punctatus (channel catfish), 4972 nucleotides. RefSeq names its product tumor necrosis factor receptor superfamily, member 21 (gene tnfrsf21). Gene Ontology annotation, biological process: neuron apoptotic process; adaptive immune response; negative regulation of T cell proliferation. The coding region runs from base 593 to 2389 and encodes 598 amino acids. NCBI's taxonomy places the organism in Eukaryota, Metazoa, Chordata, Actinopteri, Siluriformes, Ictaluridae. The record is from RefSeq and is a predicted model, not a curated record. Gene Ontology annotation, molecular function: protein binding. The transcript has 6 exons.